AAAUAUUCCAAGGGCUAUUAUUGUAAAUUAGCAUUGUAUAAACACAAACUCUUCCCUUUUUGUUCGUUCUUCACCAUCGUCUGCUUGUAGACCGUUGUUUUAGGGUUUCGUUCAUCCUGCUCGUGCCUUCUUCGUUCAAAACCCUAAUCGUCGGUCAGAUCUGAGCAACAUAUUUUUCAAGAAAAUCUCUGGUCACCGUUUCACUUUACCAGCUUAUUUACAUGUCUGAACUUGACCUCCAGAUUCCUUCUGCUUAUGACCCAUUUGCUGAAAGUAAUGCUGAGGACUCUGGUGCCGGGUCAAAAGACUACGUUCAUAUUCGCAUUCAGCAACGAAAUGGUAGGAAAAGCUUGACAACUGUGCAGGGUUUGAAGAAAGAAUAUAGUUACAAUAAGAUUUUGAAGGACCUCAAGAAGGAGUUCUGCUGCAAUGGCACUGUUGUUCAGGACCCUGAACUAGGCCAGGUCAUCCAGCUUCAAGGUGAUCAGAGAAAGAACGUCUCUACCUUUCUUACCCAGGCUGGCAUAGCGAAGAAGGAUCAUAUCAAGAUUCAUGGUUUCUAAUCUAAGCACACAAUGUGUGCAAGUUUAGUGGUUAUACGUUUGUUUGUGAUAACUUCUGUUUGAUACCUUUAUUAGUUCUAGUACCAAUGGCAGGAUUAUGAAAAUGUGUUUUCUUAUCGGUAAAAAAAAUAUCUUUAUGUGUAGCACUCCCUCGAACUCUCUUUUCUCUUGCAACUUUGCAACUUUUUUAUUUUAAUAAUAAUUUAAGUUUUAUUUUAA
Molecule: messenger RNA, 782 nt
Organism: Helianthus annuus (common sunflower)
Lineage: Eukaryota; Viridiplantae; Streptophyta; Magnoliopsida; Asterales; Asteraceae
Product: protein translation factor SUI1 homolog 1
Exons: 5
Coding region: 222-563 (113 amino acids)
Biological process (GO): translational initiation
Molecular function (GO): translation initiation factor activity; RNA binding
Source: RefSeq, a predicted model, not a curated record